AUGCCGGCCCAGCAAGCAACCCCAGCCGGCCAGUAUAUCCCUAUGAACCUGCACCGCGGUGGUCAGUACUUACCGAACACCCACACGGGGAUUGAACAAACAAACCCCAGCGGCGCAAUCACCUACGACCCGGAAGCCUGCGUCCAGUAUGUGCCGAUGGACCCAGUGGCCCUCAAUCACCUAGUGCCCAGCUUGGAAUCCCUCGGGCCGGCUAGUCUUCCUAACCCCCCGGCCGUACUUCAACACUUGGCUAUCCAACUCAAACAACCACCUGCGACUGCUCCCGACGGGCUUGGCUCCGGCGAGAAAAAGCGGCCCCAGGGCUCGGCGCGCAAGGCCAAACAAUCGGCAGAACAGAUCGGCAAGGAUGAUGAGGAGGCAGUGGUGGGGCGUGCGAACCGGUUGAAAAGGGCCGCAGGCCAGGCUGUUAGUGUCAAGGACAAGGCCGCAGCAAAACAAGCACUUGGCAUUAUCCGCAAAACGGAGUUGUCCAACAUUGUUCCUUGCUUGGUAUGGGGGGAUGCCAACUCCCUUGAGCUCCUGGCGUUCUGGAGAUCCAUGAAGGAUAUGCACACAAAGCUCAAGAAUAAGGAGGCCGGCUUUAAGAACUUCAGCAAGUUUGCCAAGGAUUUCGAACUUGAUCCGGGUCUAUUUCCCCUCUUGGCUGAGCUUGAUUGCGCGCAGUUGAAGCGUUGA
Messenger RNA from Puccinia triticina, 696 nucleotides. RefSeq lists its product as uncharacterized. The record is from RefSeq and is a predicted model, not a curated record. NCBI's taxonomy places the organism in Eukaryota, Fungi, Basidiomycota, Pucciniomycetes, Pucciniales, Pucciniaceae. The coding region runs from base 1 to 696 and encodes 231 amino acids. The transcript has a single exon.